AUGAAGCGCUUUCUGGGAAAUUUGAGCCGGCGAUCGAGCACCAGCGAUGACAGCGGAACCGACUACCCCGACGACUCGCCAGAGGGCAUUCUGCUCAAAGAAAUUAAUACCUUCUGCGAUUCGAGCGAGAGCCCCGAUAACACGAAUUUCCUUCGCAAUCCACAGGGCAAUGAAUACGUCCGCCUGCCUCGCAUCGUUGAGCUAGCCGAGUCCAGCCCCAAUGCCGCCAAAGCAGCCGCCCUGCGCAUCCGCAGAUACCUCGCCGACCCGGCCGGCACCCCGCCUCACGUCCAGUUUAACGCGAUCAUGGUCAUGCGUAUUCUUGGUGACAACCCCGGUCAUUCGUUCACUUGCAACUUCGAUGCCAAGUUCGUCGCGACGAUCAAAAACCAACUGCGGAAUGGCCGGGAUCCGCUGGUGCAGCGCACUCUGCGCCAAUACCUAAUGACCGCCGAGGUGGUCCGGGCUGGGGACCAGGAUCUUGCGCUGCUGAUGCAGAUGUGGGGAAAGGAGAGACAAAAGGCACAUCGGACACCGAAUGACUAUUGGCCAAUGGGAGGAUCUCAACCGCAGCAAUCGAACCCCAUGUACCGAAGUCUCUAUAACAAUUACCACCCGCCUGUCAACUCGAUACCGCAAGCAGAUGAAUUGGCCGCCCGGAUCGCCGAGUCGCGUAAUUCCGCCAAGCUGCUCACGCAGUUUGUGCAGUCGACACCACCGGCCGAGAUAGAAGAAAACGAACUGAUCAAGGAGUUCGCCGACCGCUGUCGAACAGCGUCGCGCAUCAUCCAAUCCUUUAUCCACGCGACGAACCCGCCGCCAGACGAAAACACCCUUUUGACUUUGAUCGAGACUAACGACGAACUGUCCGUGGCGCUCUCCCAGCAACAGCGCGCCAUGCUCAAGGCUCGCAAGCUCCGGGGCUCCUCGACCCCGAGCUCGUCGAACGUCAACAGUCCAUCCCCGCCCAACGAGCCCGUCACGUCCGGUGCUGCGCGCCCGGUUCCUCCAGUCCCGUCGCGUGACUCUACACAAAGCCCCGUGCAGCGUGUCCCGGUGCCGGAGCGACCUUCAACGACGAUGUCAGGUGGUCGAUCAAAUGCGCCCAAAAAUACGCCUGCCACUACGGCCCGGUAUGAGUAUAACUCGGCAGAUUUCCAGGUGCAGAAUCCCUUUGCCGAUGACUAUGCCGCGCCUGAAUCCGAGGCCAAUGGGAACCGGCAGCCGCAAAACUCGCACGAGUCUUCCAACGACCGGGCGCGUCCGUAG
Messenger RNA from Penicillium alfredii, 1269 nucleotides. Its product is annotated as VHS and GAT domain-containing protein. The coding region runs from base 1 to 1269 and encodes 422 amino acids. The transcript is spliced from 5 exons. Gene Ontology annotation, molecular function: phosphatidylinositol binding; ubiquitin binding. NCBI's taxonomy places the organism in Eukaryota, Fungi, Ascomycota, Eurotiomycetes, Eurotiales, Aspergillaceae. The record is from RefSeq and is a predicted model, not a curated record.